Phyllopteryx taeniolatus (common seadragon) is the source of this 6702-nucleotide messenger RNA. It is a transcript of the gene ajm1, whose product is annotated as apical junction component 1 homolog. The coding region runs from base 335 to 3583 and encodes 1082 amino acids. The record is from RefSeq and is a predicted model, not a curated record. Gene Ontology annotation, cellular component: apical junction complex; plasma membrane. NCBI's taxonomy places the organism in Eukaryota, Metazoa, Chordata, Actinopteri, Syngnathiformes, Syngnathidae. Gene Ontology annotation, biological process: cell-cell junction organization. The transcript is spliced from 2 exons.
UGAGCAAGAGCACUGGACGGAGAACGGAGAAUGGAAGGGGAGGGGUGGGUUCGAGAAAGAGAAGAGACUGGGUUGUGGCUGCGGCAAGAUAGAUGCGGAUGGUGCAGCGAGGAUGCGCAGCAAUCCGCAAGAGACCCGUCUAACCUUGUGAAGGGAGCGAGGGGGGGAGCAAACAAAACGUCGAAACAGAAACAAGGCGUGUUUUGCAUUUUCGCUUGAUUUUGUCACUCCCUCGUAUCAAAAAAUGGAUACACUCAGAGUGGGUCUCCGGAAUGAUGUGGAAACAUCAACAAUCAUUGAGUUUAAUGAAGAAAACUAAAGGAGUCCUUUUAAGAUGACACUCACCGAACCACUUGACUUAUUGGUAUCAAGUGCGCAUCGAGACAUAAAGGUUAUCCCCAUUUCUUCACUCUCCAAAUCCUUGCAACUCUCCAAAGAAUGUAAUUCUUUAAAUUGCAGCACACUGGAAGACAUUACGAGCAAGGUCAAGAAGCAACACUGCCGUACCUUUGAUUAUAACUCACUGGAGUACCCAAAUCAUCAUAAAUACUCAAUGUAUUCCCCAUACAAUAAGAAGACUGAUAGGCAUGGGGCUAAUCUAAAUAUUGUCUGGAAUGCCCUGGGCCACCAGCAGAGGUACCGCUUUUCUGCUCCGGACAUUUUCAAUUAUAGGUUAACAUCUCAACCAACGGAUACACAUAUGGACAGUGAGCCUGCUGCUCCUGAGCAUAAACGAAGGGCUCGGUCAAAAAGUGCACCCCGAAUCCAAACCAGUCUCACCCCUAUAUCAUUGGAGUCCUCAUCCUCAGGGAGGAAGGGAAGGGAGUCCCGACGGACAGUUGGAGAAUCUCACUGGAGACAUGAUAUAUCACCACGUAAGGAGUCCUCCUAUGCAGCAAAUAAAACACACUUACAUGAAAUACAUCCUGCUGGACUUCAUCCUCAAAUUAGUGAUAACAAUAGAUAUUAUUCACCCCGUUAUGUGGCUAAUACUUAUGAGGAGGCAUUGCUGGAUAAACCAGCAACCAGCCCUCAUGUCAGAUGUCGGGUAGACAUUAAACCAAAUGAUUCAGCAUUACAUCAUACUGGACAGAAACAGCCUACUCCUCAAAUGGACAUCCCCUGGCAGAGACACCACAAUUUCGGGAGUAGGAGCCUGACUGUCCCCCGCCAUUUCUCCUAUUCCAGAGCACCAACUCCUACUGAUUCAGUGGGUACAGAGAGUAGACAAGCUUCUCAAAAUUCCUGCAGUCUGCCAAAUAAGUACAAACACCAAAUGGAGGUCCCUUUUGAAAGGAUGUCUUCUUCUGGGUAUGAUAUGGAAAACAGAAGUCAUUCCAGUCCUAACAUGCCGAUCCAAAUAUUUUAUGAUGAUGAUCCUGGUAGAUAUGUUACCACUGCUCCUCCUCAGCCAAGUUCUUAUUUUCAUGAUCAACAUAACACAGGACAAACCUCCAAAGUGCAAUAUGUACAUGAACAAAGAGGUCGAAUGGUGCAUGCUAUGGGUACAAGGCCUUAUUACAGUGAAAUGGAGCCCUAUCCAUACACCUUACAGGCAGGGUAUCCAAAAUCCCAUACAGCAAAUGAGCCAGGGCCAUAUAUCAUACAACCACAACCAACUAGAAUAUUUUAUGGAGAUGACCCAAGGACUUAUCAAAUUCAGACUGCUCCUCCAAGGUUUUAUUAUUCACAUGACAUGCACGCCAUGCCACCACUGCACCAUGUCCCAGCAAGGGCCCAUUAUACAGACAGCCAAAAAAAUGUGAGAAUCAUUCAGGCACAGACAGAUGACUGGUGCAGUUCAUAUGCUUCUGGAUAUUCCUCUAAUCCGGUAACUUAUGUGUCCCAAGUCACUCCAACCAAAAUCCAACAAGAAGCUGUAUUAAUGCCUUGGUAUUCUAACCCUUCUGCAGAAACUCAAAGAAUUGGCACAGAUUCUAAAGCGUACUCCAGAUCAUUAGAUGAUAUCAUCACGUCACAUACAGGGAGGGAACAACCCCGUUCUGUUCAACGGCAUCAGAGCUAUAAUGAUCUAGAUCCAAGGAAACCUGUCGGAGCCUCAGUUGACAAACCACAGCCAGUGGUAGUCAAUCUCUCCACUUCACCAAGACGUUAUGCAGCUUUAUCAAUGUCUGAUAACUCCUUGAUUGACCAAAGUCCUCCACCGACAUUAAAGAACACAACUAGCAAACAGUGGUUAGUAACUCCUGAAAUUACAAUCACUGAUAAUGACUUUCGGACUGGGAAUCUUAGGAAGGCUGAAGGAAAGUCUGCCAGUUGGGAUAUUCUGGACUCUAGAGGCACUGAAGAUCAGCAAGAAAUUACAGCCUCAACCAAAGAAAAGCCACAUGACAACUCUCUUCAGCAAAGUCUUGAACAACUUGAUGAGCUGCUGGCUGAUCUUGUGACCGACUACAAACCGCACACUCGAAGGGCAAGUGAGGAUAUACUAGAUCAGCUAAAGAAACUAAUUGAUGAGGAAGAGGCAGUAUCUCUGUCAAGGAAGAACUCAGAGGCCGUUUCAGAAGAACCACCACCUCUUGACAAGCAGCCAACCUCAGUAAGAUUAAACCCUGAUUCAUUUCAAGAUAUGGAUGGAGCAAGUGAUGCAAUGAUGGGUGCAGAUGAGUGCUCCCCAGAUCAGAGCCCAGAUGAAGAUGAUACAAUGAUGUGUUCGAACAACAAAUGCCGGAGAACUGAAACUCUGUUCAAUGCUUGCCUUUACUUUAAAUCCUGCCACAGCUGCUACACAUAUUACUGCUCUCGCAACUGCCGAAGAGAAGACUGGGACAUUCAUAAAGAGAGUUGUGUUUAUGGUAGAAUUGGCAGCUCAUGUCGCCAUAUCAUCAAACAUUGUCGUGAGACUAUUGAAGUCCACAAAGCCUUCUCCCGUCUUGCCAAAGUUGGUUACCUUUCUCGAGGUAAAGGCGUACUCUUCCUUGGUUUCCCAAACACUGUGUCAUCCAGUAACUUUUUGCAGGCAGGCCUGGAUAGUCUACCUAUGUCACCGACGUACUUGUCCCUAAGAGAGCUUGAAAGUUUCAAAGACAACCUCGGUGAGUACUGUAAAGAGUUGCAAGAAGCUGGAAAUGAGUAUGACCCGAAUGAAUGUUUUAUCUUGAAUGUAUCCAUUGCUGUCGGUGAACAGCUGCCUGAUGGGCCUUCACCAAGGAACCAAGCUCCAGCAGUCAGAAAAUAUGCAAAAGUUGCUCUGGCUUCUUUUAGCCCUGACAGAAAGAUCCACAAAAAACAGGGUGAGAUGGAAACCCUGAUCCUAACUCCACCACCAGGAACAGCAGAUAUUGACAAAGAGGGAGAAGAAGGCAGGAAGGCCAGAGAAAUCUGUUUUAUCAAUAUACAACGAGAGUUAAGGAUCCGAGGAGUAUUCUUACGCCAUGAAUAUCCACAAGUUUAUCAGCAGCUCUGUGAGUUUGUGGAAAAUAACCUAAGAUUUACCCCCACCACGAUUUAUCCGAUUGAUAAGAGGACAGGUAAACAGUUUAUGUGCAUGAUUAUGGCUGCCUCUGAGCCAAGGACCUUGGACUGGGUAGGGACUCCACAUCUCCUUGAUGACAUCAUUUAAAAGCAAAAAUGUGUUUGGAGCACACAACCUAUACUGUACAUUUAUUUAUUUUGUUAUUAAUUGUGUCAUUAUAAUUUUUAACAGAAUAUUGUACUGUACAUUAUUUUUAACAUACAGAACAUAGUUUUUAUCCUUGUGAUUUAUCUGUAUAUUGGCUGCUUACUGUUACAUAUACAACAUACAGUACUUCCUUCACAAGGAAUGUCCCAAUAUUUGAUGAUGUAUUAUAGAAAAAAAAUAUUCAUUAUUAUGUUCUUGACUUCAAAGACAAUUCUAUGCAAAGCUGAUGUAUAUUAAUAAUUAUUAUAUCAUAUUAUCCAGCCAUUUUUUUAUACCGCUUGUCUUCAUUAGGGUCAGGGGUGAGCUAGAGCCUACCCCAGCCGAAAUUGGGCACACCCCGGACUGGUCACCAACCAAUCGGCGGACACAUAUAAGCACGCAACCAUUCACACCCAUACCUUUGGACAAAUGAGUCUUUAAUUAACCUACUAUCCAUGUUUUUGGAAUGUAGGAGGAAGCAUGGGAGACAUUUACCCAUAUAAAACCAAGGCGGCAUAAAAUAAUUGCUAAAUUAGUUAUUUUUUUUCUUUACCAUUAUUGACUUAAUGAUAUGAAAAUGACCUACAGUAUAUUACCGGUAUGUUACAUAAUUGAUAGUAGUAGUUUACUUGCCCAACUUUGAUGCAGGAAGCGUGGGUUUUAUUCACACUUAGUGACAAUGAGAAUGUGAAUAGUUAUCUAUGUCUCUUGGGAUGUGUGUUCCCUGUUGUUUGACUGGCCACCAGUCUAGGUUGUACUCAGCCUUUCACUCGAACUCAUUACAUUUAAUUAUAAGUUCCCUAUCUUGUUUAUUGCUUAUAGAAUGUUCUCCCGUGUUGUAAUAGUUUCGUUUUAUUGAAGCAAUACUGGACAUGGCAGCUACCUUAGCAAUUAAUAUUUACAGGCACGUGCACACACAACCACUGUGUGGUGUGCCCUGAACUUUUGCCUUGAACCAAAAAAAAAAGUACCCUUUUUGUUCCAGCCAAUUUUUGUCAAUCAAUAUUAAAAAUAAUAAUAAUAAUAAUUACCCUCGCUGUCAUCAAUUUUACUUUUAUUUAUUAGAUUUAUUUUUUUAAAUUUGAAGUACAUUGAGCCUUGCUCCCAGCCCCCUUCCAAAAAGCUGUCGUUUGAACAGGGGUGUGCUGACUUUUUAUAUCCACCGUAACCUCCCUUAACCUCCUUUGUUAAUAGUUGUAUUAUUGACUGUGUUAACGGAUAUAAAUACAAGUUAAAUACAUGUUUUUCAGAAUUGUAUAAAUAAUUUUGACGAUGAGUGUCCUUUUUUCGCCAGAGCACCUGCCCCCAAAAAUGUCUGUGCACGUGCCUUAAUAUUUAAAUUGAAAUUUUAACACUAAAAAUAACUUACUUCAAAUACAAGACUUGGUGUAAUAAUUGCCAUGUCCUCACACGGCAGUAUGAAAAAGUAGCAGGAAUAAUUGUCAUUAGAACAAAGUGACAGAGAUGUGUCAUAAUAUACUACUUAUGUAAUACGUUAAAUCUUCAGUGUUCAGUGCUUUUUUUUUUAGGCUGUGUUUUUACUGUGGCUGCUAUGUCUUUGAUUUUACAUUAUAAAAUCAUGAGAGUACUCCUUUGUUGCAUGAGUUUAUUAUUAAAUUAACGUAUUUUAAUGUUGCCACCUUAUUGUAUACACAAUACUCACAAAAAAAAUUAUUUCAGGAUGUCUCUAUAAUGCACUGUAAACUUUAUAAGUGAACCUAAUUUGAUUAUCUCUAAACCUUUGAAUGCCCUUGUUCAAUUGUUCAAUGGUUGAGUACUUUUUUGCCUUUCUUUAGAGCUGAAUGGAAAAAUUCAUAUCCAUGAUCAACUAAUAAUUUUCCCGAGUCAAUUUGAAUUGGUAAUUUAAACAGUCCUCUUCAUCAUGCUGCUCGCAGUUUCACAUCAUGGGACCAAGAUAUCUAACAAGUGACCAACAGUUCCUCGGCGUUGUAAAUGUUGCCGUUCGAAGCCCCUUAUUAGAGAACAGCAAGGUGUGAAAAAAGUACUACAACAAGGAACAAUUGGUCGCGCAUUCAAAAGUUUUGACAAGGCCAAUUUAACCUGUAAAGAUUAUAGUGCCUAAAUUUGAAUGUUUGUUCCAUGAAAUUGUAUUAUUUAUUCCCAAUAAUCUAUUCUAGUGUUUCACUUGCGUGCUUCCAGGACAUACAGUGCGGAAACGAGAUUAUUAUUAUAUUUUUUUUGUCCAAUCAGACUUCAGCCUCUAAUCUGCCCCAAGGCCUUCAUAAUCAUUAGUUUUGACCGAUGUAACUAUAUUUGCAAUGGGAGUGUUUCUUUAACUAAUCACAUUUCAAGUUUGCUUCGGAGGGCUAGCUAGCUGGCCCACAAUGACAUCAUCAUUUUUCUGUCCUCUGAUUAGUCAGUCAGAGCGGCCAAAUUUGACUAGAAAAACUCGUCUACAUCAAGACAUUUCACGUUAAGACAUUUCUCUAGUGAGUAUGACGGUUUUUUUUUUUUUUUUUUUUGUCAUGUCAUCAGAUAAAUAUGUAUUCUAAACUGCUCUACAUGACGUAUGUGGCACAGUUGCGUGCUAUAUUACAUAUAUAUAUUUUUUCUUUGAUGGUUCCUAUAUUUGCAACGUGAUCGUAGUGAUUAAGAGGUAAAUUAAGUUGGUCGGGUAAGUCCCCACUGAAGGCCCAGGUACUAAAUGCAUGGUCUACCACUGAUAUUCAUGCAAGACAUGCGCUCCCCAAAUCGAGGCGCCACAGAGACUCGCGACCACCUGAGAACCCCACUCCUCCACGCUGCCCUGCUGUAAGACGGCGACUAGGACAGUGCCUGGUCUACGUCAAGUGGACCUUAACCUAAUUAGCAGUUUCCCGUCAAAUCUUGAUUCCUGCCUUCAAAAGACUCCUUCCCAAAAGAUUGGAGGGACACUCACUUCAAGCAGACUAUGUGGCUAAUAUUCACCCAUGUGCGUGAGGCGCCACCCACUGGCGUUGAGCGGAACUGCAAGCCCCACCCACGCCUCUGUUGGUUAACGGAAGAUAAAAUGUCUGUUUUGCUAUCUUGCAAACUCUGUAGAAAUAUUCCAAAUGUAUGCCUUGGUGUCUGUCUCGCUA